CAAUCAUCCGCUUCUCACAAACCCAUAAUCAAUCUCAUCUCAAUCAAUCUUCUUUUCUUCUCCUUCUCUCUGCCAAAAACUGUUAAUUAAUGGCUGCUUACAGAGAGCCCAUCAACGUGGGAGCCAAAUCGCCCGAGCCGGCUCAGCCGCACUCGCCCUGGCAUUCUCCGGUGCCGUACUUGUUCGGAGGUCUGGCUGCUAUGUUGGGUCUCAUCGCUUUCGCCCUCUUGAUUCUCGCCUGCUCCUACUGGAAGCUCUCCGGAUUCCUCGACGAAAGCCGCGAAGGUGAGCCGGACCUGGAAGCCGGUGACGCCAAGCUCGACGGAACCCAGAAACUGCCGUCUCCGGUGGCCUGCGAGCCCAAGUUCUUGGUGAUCAUGCCGGGAGAAGAGAAGCCGACUUGCUUGGCCACUCCGGCAUCCUCGAGCAGGUCUUCUUCCUUCGCCGGCGACAACACCAGCGUCACUUGUACCUGCAACUACAGCGACAGAUCGGUGGAAAUGAUCGCGACUCUGAAACAGGAGGGUCAGAGUGGAAGCCCGCCGUGAUCAGGCGCAGCCCGGAAACAGUUCGAACGAUCGGAACGGCUAAUUAUAACCUCCAGGAUUGAGAAGCUCGUGUAAAGUUUUUGGACCGUUGCUAGAAGUUACCGUAUCUAUACACGAGCUUGCAUGCAGCUGGCUUGCCCAGAUUGGUAAUUUGGGGGUUGACUGCUUUAAAAUUUUUCUCCUUUAAGAUGUAAAUUAUUCGGGAACGUUGUAAAUUUGACUGAGGUGGAAUGGAAAAAACUCACCAGUUUUUCACAAAA
Prosopis cineraria is the source of this 808-nucleotide messenger RNA. Its product is annotated as protein GLUTAMINE DUMPER 2-like. NCBI's taxonomy places the organism in Eukaryota, Viridiplantae, Streptophyta, Magnoliopsida, Fabales, Fabaceae. Bases 90 to 548 code for a protein of 152 amino acids. Gene Ontology annotation, biological process: regulation of amino acid export. The transcript has a single exon. The record is from RefSeq and is a predicted model, not a curated record.